AUGCUUCAGAACUGCCCUAAGAGCUGUAACGUUUGUUCAGGAACGGUUGGUAAGUUUUAACGUCGUCGUCGUCGAAAUUAUCAUCAUAAUCUAUCCAACAGCUGUCAUUUGGGACCGUUAGCUUGCAAACUUAGUUCGUGUACCUUUAAAAGUCAAUUCCCAGACCAUUCUUUACCCUAACGUCUCUAUUUGUGCUGAUGAGCAAAUAGAAAAAGUAUCAUCAUCACCAUCAUCAUCAUCAUCAUUAUCGUUAUUAUCAUCAUCAUCAUCAUCCAUCAUCAUCAUCACCAUCAUCAUCAUCAUCAUCAUCAUCAUCAUCAUCAUCAUCAUCAUCAUCAUCAUCAUCUAUUAUCAUCAUCAUCAUCAUCAUCAUCAUCAUCAUCAUCAUCAUUAUCGUUAUCAUCAUCAUCAUCAUCAUCAUCAUCAUCAUCAUCAUCAUCGUUAUUAUCAUCAUCAUCAUCAUCAUCAUCAUCAUCAUCAUCAUCAUCAUCAUCAUCAUCAUCAUCAUCAUCAUCAUCAUCAUCAUCAUCAUCCAUCAUCAUCAUCAUCCAACAUCAUCAUCAUCAUCUUGACACCGCCAUUAUCUUCACCACUUCUACCAUUACCAUCAUCAGAUUAUAAAUGACAACAUCACGCUGGCCUCACAGAUAAUAAAACCGACAAGACUUGUUCAAGUUAUAUUUGAUACCAGAUGAAAACUUUUCUGCAAAAUUAAAGGGCAUAAUUCGUUAACUUAAUGACUAUCUGUACCUUGACAUAACGCAAUUUUAUAUUACAUAUUUUUGACUGACUACUUUUUAUGCUUUCAUUGUAUCUAGCUUCUUUUGACUUGUGGUUUUACUAACAUUGCAUCUAUCAUUGGAAUCUUUCAUAGCGUGUGUCAAUAUUUACAAUGAUGCUUACUGCCAUCUUCAUAUUCGCAACUGCUGGGUUCAAUCAUAUGCUCCUAAACUGAUUAAAAACUGUAGGAAGACUUGCUUGUGCGGCUGUUGUUCUGCCAUUCCUGCAACGACAUCGCCAAGUGCAACCAUAACAACGGUAACAACAACAGCAACAACAACAACAACAACAACAGACACGUCAACAAAACUCGGAACCUUUCCCCAGACAACGACCUACAGAACUGUUCACAGGAGGACAACUGACGUCACUGCAAUGACGUCACUUGGUACCCAUUCUCCCUCUCACUCAGGAGGUAAUUUGUUUGAACUCAUGAAAUUCAUAAGAUUUUGUACAAACAACUGUGAGCGGCUUAUAAACUGAAAAGAAUAGAAACAAACUGUAUUAUAACAAGGUUUAAAGGGCAAGGGGCACCCAACGACUGUUUUCUGUAAAAUAUAUGAUCGGAGAAGCAAUUAUUGCCUAGGAUUUUCUAUUCUACAGGUACAAUUUACGAAGCUUAUCUAAAAAUUCCCUACGAUUUUCUGAAGUUUAAUUUUUUUACGUUUUAUUCCCCAUGUUUGGCAAAUUUUUGAAGAAAAAGAAAACCUAAAAUUUUCGGGUUCAAAAAUAUGAUGGAGUGAGGAAUAAGAAGAAUUCUCACUUUCAUAAAACGUUUAAUUGCGUCUAAACGACGCAGGAAAAUAACACUGAAGCCCUUGUAUUUUGGAAAAGCCUCAAGCUUAACUAGGAUGACCGAACAGACUUAAAUUUUAUAGCUCCCCUUAGAAUGCAUUUCUAGACUGGAUGGAGAGUACUCUGGUUAGCCUUAAAAGACGUUUCAAUGCAUUUAGAAAAAACCGUCGUUUGGUGCCCCUGAGGGAACAAUGAAGAUAGCGCUUGCUGCUCCAACUUUACCUGGUUUGGAUUAGCAGUUUUGCGUCGUAUCAGUGAGUCAAAGAUAGUCUUUUAUCCCAUCAAUUUUUUUUAUUGCCAGCCCUAUCCCAACUAUCUGAGCAAUACUUAAGUCAUUCACGGUAAACUUGUUGUAUUUUCAAGACGCUUUAUGCUUAACACGUUUCGACCCUUUUCGUUUUGUUUACUUUCAGCUGCAAGCAAUACUUCACCUUCUACAAGAGUGAAUACCAGUGAGGAUAGUACAAAGGUUGCUUACGACUGUUAACGUUCUUUUAAAGAUUAAUAGAAUUGUUAGAACCUUAUGUGGGACGGGCUCGUUAUGUCGUGGCUAAGGCAUAAGAGAUGACAACGCCUACAUGUCAUUUAUUAUGCCGAAUCAUAAGUGCGUUUUAUCUAUCCUGAAACCAAAACGAAAAAUCUACUUCUGUGGAUCUGUGCCCAAUCACACAAGUUCUUUGAAGCACACAAAUGAGCCAUGUAGCCAGAUCUCAAGACAAAUACAUUUAGCCAGCCCUGAGCGCGAGAAAAUAAAUGCAAGUCUACCCACUUCAUUUCACUUCUGAGUGGUUGAAUGAAAUGGGCAAGAUAUUUUUUAGGCAAUCAGGAACACAGCAAGAAACUUUUCCAAUCAAACACUGCUUUGUUUCAACUCAGUUUUUUUUUGUCAAAUUUCAGGACUCACUGGCAGAGAAUAGGAAGCAGCAGGCUCGAUACAUUGUUGUUGUCGGCCAUUGUUGCUAGUGCUGUCGUUGUUAUUGGUAUUCUGGCGCUUCUCUUGCUUUGCUUUUGGAGAAAAAAGAACACGUAAGUGUUUACUUCUUUUGGUUGUUCCUUUUCCCACCCAUCCAUCCAUCCAUCCAUCCAUCCAUCCAUCCGUCCGUCCGUCCAUCCGUCCAUCCAUCCAUCCAUCCAUCCAAUCAAUCCAUCCGUCCGUCCGUCUAUCCAUUUAUUCUUAAUCUCAGUUUCAUUUUUUCUUCCUUUUGCGGUUUUCCCCUCUUUUUUGUUCUUUGAACUCUAUGUUCCGUUUUACGUAUUCAGACCAGUCUCCUUUUCCUUCCUUUCUUCCUUCAGCGGAAGCUUAGAUCAACAAAAGAAGUCGCCACUACCUACAGGUUUGAUUUUUCGCUGUUGUUGUUAACAUAUACACACUGCCAAAUAUAGGAGAACAUGAUUUUCAAGCAAAAUGCUAUUAGCCCCACUCCCCUACCACCCCCUUUUAAAUAGCUUCCAUAUAAUUUAUGAACUCACCAAAAUAAUCCUUCACUCCCCUUUUUUGAUAUUAACUUGCUUUUCUUUUUUGAAUUUCUGGGCAUAUUGA
Porites lobata is the source of this 3115-nucleotide messenger RNA. NCBI's taxonomy places the organism in Eukaryota, Metazoa, Cnidaria, Anthozoa, Scleractinia, Poritidae. The record is from the annotation of a GenBank genome assembly.